Rotaria sordida is the source of this 1300-nucleotide messenger RNA. The record is from the annotation of a GenBank genome assembly. NCBI's taxonomy places the organism in Eukaryota, Metazoa, Rotifera, Eurotatoria, Philodinida, Philodinidae.
AAAUAAGCCUGUUGUAAUAUCUAUUAUAUCUACAGCACGUCUCAACACACUGCUAUAUAUAUCUUCGUACGCUCAGAAACAUUGAUAUUGAUUAUUUCCUUAAGUUACAACUUGAUUAGUUCACGCAUUUGAUAUUGAUCAUAUGACGACUGAGGUAAACUGAAUAUUCACAAAUGUAUUCCAGCCAUUUAAGUUUCGAGGAAGGCUUUGGAAUGUGCUAGAUCGUGUUAUUAAUACCGUUCAGCCCCUUUUCCUGUUGCUAAGAAACGUUGGGAAAGCAAUCUGACACUUGCUAUCCUCGGUUGUUAUGGAAGUGCACUUAAUGACCUUUGGCUUUCCACCUGGCUACCACGUUGGUAUGCAAUGGGAGAAAGUCGCAAAACCUAGACUUAAAAUUGACACUCAUUAUAAAAUGCUAAUACUAAUUCUAAUAUGAUAGUCAUAAGUUUUUAAAUUUUGUAAUAGAUGAUUGUAAUUACUUUUAUUUUUUCAUUCAGGUGUCGGAACGAAAGGUAAAAAUCAAAUUCAUUCAUGGGUUGUAACAAUUGGUGCAGAUGAUAUUUUCUUUUGGGAGAGUUUAAAUGGAAACAGAUAUCAACAUAUUUCUAUUGAUCCAGAUGCUCCUCCACUUGAUAAAUUAUCAUUAAAUAAUAUUCGUCAUCCAUAUAAAACUAUUGGCUGUUUAUUUAAUGAUAAAUCGUUUUAUGCAAAUGUACAACCAACAUGUAAUGUUGAUACAAGUGUAUUUCGUUUAACAGAUCAAUCAAAAUGGAAAGCAAUGUCAGUUGAUGCAAUUGCAUCAGUAAAUACUCCUGGUCUUGUUCUUACAGCGCCAAUGAUGCCUCAUUUAAUGAGCAAUACACUUGAUCCAGUUGCAUUAUCAAAUGAUAUUGAAAAACAAAUUCGAGCUUUGAUUAUUCAACAUAGAAAAGAUCUUGGUUAUACAACACAAUUUGAUGAUCAUUUAUCAUAUUUAUUAAGCCCAGCACUUUCUUCAUAUGAAUUAGAACGUGUUACAGGUUUAUCUGUUGGUAAUGAAGAAUUUCAAGAAGCUGUUCGACGAGCUGUACCUAAUGGACAUGCUUUCAAAGGUUUUCCAAUUCAAUUUGUUCAUAAAAAUGCACGAAAAGCAUUUGUUUUUAGUUUAAAAAAUAAUUUAUGUGAAGAAAUUGUUUGUUGUCAUGGAGAUCAAGUACGUUUAGCUGUUCGUGUACGUGUAUUUACCUAUCCAGAAAAUGCUCUCGCUACUUGGAUGAUGUUUGCUUGUCGUUAUAAAAGUGUUGGCUCAACGAAGUAUUAA